Molecule: messenger RNA, 633 nt
Organism: Hibiscus syriacus
Lineage: Eukaryota; Viridiplantae; Streptophyta; Magnoliopsida; Malvales; Malvaceae
Product: heat shock protein 82-like
Exons: 2
Coding region: 1-633 (210 amino acids)
Biological process (GO): protein folding; protein stabilization; cellular response to heat
Cellular component (GO): perinuclear region of cytoplasm; plasma membrane; cytosol
Molecular function (GO): ATP binding; ATP-dependent protein folding chaperone; ATP hydrolysis activity
Source: RefSeq, a predicted model, not a curated record
AUGGGAAUCGUUGCUUGCAGGACUUCAUGGUUCCGUGAUUCCCGGGCCGUGGAUGAACGUGCCGAGCGGUGGAGCUUCCACCAACCCAAGUCGACACCGCUCUCAACCAAUACCACGACCCACAUCAGCAACCGAGGCUUUGACCUCAACAUUCCCGCAUUGCCGAAAUUCUCACCGGCUAAUUUCCUUGUCUUUGCCGCGAGGCGUGCUGCUGCUUUUGUCCCGGCGGAAGAAAAAGGAAGGGUCGAGGGUGAAGAGUUGAUUCCCGAGUUCCUCUUCUUUGUGAAGGGUACUGUCGACUCGGAGGACCUUCCUCUCAACAUCUCGAGAGAAACGUUGCAGCAGAACAAGAUCUUGAAGGUUAUCCGCAAGAACUUGGUGAAGAAGCGCAUUGAGCGCUUCUUUGAAAUAGCCGAGAACAAGGAAGAUUACAACAAGUUUUACGAGGCUUUCUCCAAGAACCUCAAGCUUGGUGUCCACGAGGACUCUCAGAACAGGAAUAAGACUGUUGAAUUGUUCCGCUACCACUCCACCAAGAGUAGUGAUGAGGUGACGAGCCUGAAGGACUAUACGGCCAGAAUGAAGGAGGGUCAGAAUGAAAUCUAUUACAUCACUACUGGAAACAACAAGUAG